AUGAAUGACAGAAUCAAGAAGCGAAAAGGAAAGGGUUCCCAGAAACGGUCUUGGACUGAAUGUGUUGAUCUGUUACAAAGCCUCGCAGAAGAGCAAGUACGCAAUGGAGAAAGAGCAUUGAUUAACGUAGGGCCCUUACAGCUGAGCGCUGGAUUUGCUCACAUGAAAAUUACUCUAGAGAAGUGGUUGUCGCUUUCUUCCCAACAGAAAGAAAGGAAAGUUUCUUUAUUUCGUUCAGCUUCUACUGGAAACGGCUUAUGUAGAUCAAAAUCAUCUCACUCAAGAAGCACUUGUACCUCUUCACAGCACGUCCUGCCGUCUGAGAUGCAGGAUGAAGAGCAAACUAAAGAAGACGACGAUUCAGAGAGUCCCGUGGUGGACAAAACAAAUUCAUCGACUUCAGGUAAUCUCAUCAUGGCGGCAACAAUGGGAAUGCCUUAG
Porites lobata is the source of this 441-nucleotide messenger RNA. The record is from the annotation of a GenBank genome assembly. NCBI's taxonomy places the organism in Eukaryota, Metazoa, Cnidaria, Anthozoa, Scleractinia, Poritidae.